AUGAUGAAUCCGACGAUGGAUGCAGGAGUUGAUUCCGAUGGUGCGGCGGAGUCUCUGCAUAUUCAGUUGAACCACAGGCACGAUCCCAAGGAGGAUCAGUGCUCUUCCGUCCUCGUUAAGCAUAUAAAGGCUCCUGUUCAUAUCGUUUGGUCUCUGGUGAGGAGAUUCGAUCAGCCGCAGAAGUACAAGCCUUUCGUGAGUAGAUGCGUGAUGAAGAAAGGUGAUGUAGGAAUCGGCAGUGUUCGUGAGGUUGACGUUAGAUCUGGCCUCCCAGCUACGACAAGCACCGAGAGAUUGGAGCUUUUGGACGAUAACGAGCACAUUCUUGGCAUCACAAUCGUCGGUGGUGAUCACAGGCUUAAGAACUACUCAUCAGUUGUUACGGUGCAUCCAGAGAUAAUAGAUGGAAGAGCUGGAACAAUGGUGGUCGAGUCGUUCGUGGUGGAUGUACCGGAAGGGAACACAAAAGAAGAGACUUGUUGCUUCGUGGAAGCUCUUAUACGGUGCAAUCUCAAAUCUCUGUCCGAUGUUUGCGAGAGAAUGGCUGCUCAGGACAGGACAUGA
Messenger RNA from Microthlaspi erraticum, 564 nucleotides. Lineage: Eukaryota; Viridiplantae; Streptophyta; Magnoliopsida; Brassicales; Brassicaceae. The record is from the annotation of a GenBank genome assembly.